GCGUCGUGACUGGUGCAGCAACCUCCUGGACGACUAGAAAUUUAUUUCGUAUCUGUUUCUCCAUCAUACCACAACCCACUACCUGAGGGGCCGAACAACACAUUCUCCUUUUUGUCUUAGCUUUGCUCCAGACCCUCAAUCGACAUCCCUAGGACCCUGAUAGAGGUGCCAUUACCAUGGCCGACCAGCACCCCGAAACCGGCCUCCCGCCCAACUGGGAGGUGCGGCUGUCCAAGAGCAAGAACCUCCCCUACUACUUCAACACGUCCAACACGACGUCGCGGUGGGAGCCCCCGCCAGGCACCGACACGGACAAGCUCAAGCAGUACAUGGGCAAGUACCACUCGUCGGCGCUUCCCUCGGACUCGCCCCAGGCCGGCCAGAUCCGCGCCGCGCACCUGCUCAUCAAGCACCGCGACUCGCGCCGGCCCUCGAGCUGGAAGGAGGAGAACAUCACGCGCACCAAGGAGGACGCCCGCCGCAUCAUCGAGGCCCACAAGGAACGCAUUGCCUCGGGCGAGACCUCGCUGGCCGCCCUGGCCACCACCGAGAGCGAUUGCAGCAGUGCCCGCAAGCGGGGAGACCUCGGCUUCUUUGGCCGUGGAGACAUGCAGAAGGAGUUUGAGGAGGCUGCCUUUGCCCUCAAGCCGGGAGAGAUCAGCGGCGUGGUUGACACGGCCAGCGGCCUGCAUCUGAUUGAGAGGUAUUGUUCUGCGCACUAUGGUUGGCAUGAGGUGAUCACUGAAUAUAUGGAUGCAGCAAUGCGGAGACCAGAGACCUGAAUAACAGCAGAAGAAGAGUAGGGGUCCAAUUACCGGGGAAGACCGGGCCAGGCAAUUUGGAAACAUCUCACACCACAGAUCUAUAUCAAUGUCCAUGAUAUGGGAACUGGCAAAAAUACAAACAAGGGGACAUGGUGCGAGUGGCCGUCCAUCCCAGAGAUCAGUCAGAUUUCCAAUGUACACCAUCAAAGAACCUAAAUCUCACGAGGUUACGAUUCGUUACGAGGAGAUGAUGGAGAGGGCCAAAACCCGAAUAAAAAAAAUAAAAAAAGACCAAAAACAAAGAAAUCUUUGCCUGCUCAUAUUUAACCUCGUGGUGUGUUGGGUCAUUGGUUGUAACAUGGCUUCGUCAUCCUAGUUGUGCUCGUGGCAUAGUAUUUCGAAUCUUACCCUUUUCGGCAAAGUGCAGUAGCAGAACAGUCUGAGUAGUUCCAGCCAUGCGGUUCCCUGUGGGUGGGAUAAUCAC
Pyricularia grisea is the source of this 1248-nucleotide messenger RNA. RefSeq lists its product as uncharacterized. NCBI's taxonomy places the organism in Eukaryota, Fungi, Ascomycota, Sordariomycetes, Magnaporthales, Pyriculariaceae. Bases 177 to 782 code for a protein of 201 amino acids. Gene Ontology annotation, molecular function: peptidyl-prolyl cis-trans isomerase activity; protein binding. The record is from RefSeq and is a predicted model, not a curated record. Gene Ontology annotation, cellular component: nucleus; cytosol. The transcript is spliced from 3 exons.